Phytophthora nicotianae INRA-310 is the source of this 3293-nucleotide messenger RNA. RefSeq lists its product as hypothetical. The transcript has a single exon. NCBI's taxonomy places the organism in Eukaryota, Oomycota, Peronosporomycetes, Peronosporales, Peronosporaceae. Bases 646 to 3168 code for a protein of 840 amino acids. The record is from RefSeq and is a predicted model, not a curated record. Gene Ontology annotation, molecular function: protein binding; metal ion binding.
GCAAAGGAGAGGCUACAGCGAGAUGACGGCAUUCGUAUGGAAUGGUCGGACCAGGAGGUUGCUCUGUGGUGUCCGAUACGUUGACUGCAAGCCCGUGACUAAAAGGCUCCACUGGCCGGUGUUUCAGCGCCCCCCAGUCACACCAUUGCCACCUGGCACCAUCCAGUGAUUGACCCACAACAUAUUGCACGGUAACCCCACUACUCCCAGACGUUGUGCGCCAGUAUUGUAGCACGUGGCGUUAGCCUCGUCGACAGAGAGCGGGGCUGAAGCAGCUCAAGGCAAAUUGAGUCGCCGUUUGAGUCUGUUCCCUGCGCAUCUUCUCGAAGCUCUCGGUCCGCCUGUCUUUCCUCCUCUUGUCGAGCACCCGUGAACCGUACAGCCUGUACAUACAGCUCAGCUUUGCCAUCGUCACUCGAAGCUAAAAGUCCGCGAGUCUCGGGGGGAAAGCGGUCUGUCAAUUGUUCACACAGUCAGUUCGCUCGCUAGUCGGCGGGCCGCAAGCGGAAGCAGCGAACGGACGGACGUGGUGACGGACGGACGAAAGGAGGGCGGAGAGCAGGAGACAGAGGCCCGACCGACAAGCAGACAAUUCCGUAGCUGCCAAAGGGGCCGGACUAUCCUAUCGAGUGCCUUGCACAACGCAUGCCACAACCGCAGGCGCCGCCGCGAGCCGCUGCAGCUCCACGCGGCAACAGUGCCAUGGCCCAAUUCAAACCCAAACGCUGGCAGGUCGAGGACCGAUGCGGCCUCUGCAACGUCGAGUUCUCGCUGAUGAACACACGACACCACUGCCGCCACUGUGGACUCUCCGUGUGUGGCAAACACUCCAGGAACAAGGUGAUCGUGCCCACCUCGCUGUCUAAAGUGCCGCAGCGAGUGUGUGACAAGUGCUACCCAAAGUGCCGCAGUAUUGCACGGGGCCUCGCACCUCCGCCUCGCCGUGACUUGCCCGAUGACAAGCCACGACGUCACACACUGGAAGCGAGGGAUGAACGUGAAUACGGGCAGCGGAUGCGAAGCCCAGGCGGUGGACCGAGGAAAACGUUGGAGGAGGCUCGAAGAGAUAACAGGACGUGGAAUGGAGAUGACGACUAUGAGGAGCCUAGACGUGUGAUGCGACGGGAUGCAGAGCCUCGUACUGUGCACUCAACACGCGAUCGCCGGAUGAGGUCUCCUCGAGCCAAGUCUCCACAUGCUGCGAGGUCUCCACACGGAAGAGAUCCACGAGAAGUGGUUUCCACGCGUGGUAAAUCACGUGACCGACCUUCUCGUGAUGGAGAUCUGCGCCCUAGGGACCUAUUUCCUGAUCCACGGGACAAGGAACGGCGUAGCAGAGACCCACGGGAACGAGAUCCACUUGAGAUGGAGAGACGGAUGCGAGACCCAAGAGAAAGAGACCCUCGUGAGAGAGAUCGACGUAUCAGGGACCCCCGUGAGAGAGAUCCCCGUAGAGAUCCCCGUGAAAGGGAACGACGUGAGAGGGAUCCUCGUGAGAGAGAGCGACGUGACAGAGCUCUACAUGAACGAGACUUGUUUGAUGGCGCUCCGCGUAUGAGGACUCGUGACUCGCCACAGAAAGAGCGACAUCGGAUGCCAACCACGGAGCCAACUAGGAACCGAAAGCAUGAGCAGAUGCGCAGCCCCGUGCCCAGUCUCGUCAAACAGCGGUCGAGUGGCAAGACUCGGGCAGACACGUCGUCUACGUGCCGCACCACGUCGUCAACGCUGAGUAAUCUGUACGCUGCUUUGAAUGCCAACGAGGAAAUCAAGCCCCAAGCACAGCUACCAAAACCCAAACCGAAGCGACGUAAGGAGCAGGAGAAGAAGGAGAAGCCGAGUGCACUUGCCGAUUCAACAUUCUCCAUUUUCAGCUUGGCAGGAUCCGACCACGAAGACCCGGCAGCCAAAGCACGCAACAAUGCAGCGAACAAGAAGAAAGAGAUGCGUCGGCCAGGUGCCAACAUCACAAACCGUGAAUCAAUGGAGAAGAAGGAGCAUCUGGACUUUAGCGCGUCCUCCAGCAGCGUCAAGAGCUUUGAGGUGUCGGCCAUCACGCAGAAGUAUCUAAACCCGAAACCAGCCAAAGCGGCGAUGCAGAAGACGAGUCUAAAGCCGAUGAUUGAGGAGGACAGCGAAGAAGAAUCGACUAGAGGAGUGAGCAGACGGAAAGCAGCCCCGCAAGGGUAUCCCAGUGAGCGCAGACGUAAUGAGCCUUUGAGUCAGCGCAGACACGACAAUAGGGUCCGUGGUGAAACGCACAGCGCUCGUAAGAGGCUACCACCGUUCCAGCGUGGCAGGCCUGAUGCUAGUUUCCGAGACAGUGACGAAAUAUUACGAGAGCGCAAGGGAAGCGAUGAUACUCGAAAGUUGUCGUCUCAAAAUAGUGGAGCCAAGUCAUCGCGUACGUCGUCUAUCUCGGACGGAUUCAAGGAGACGCGUGCUUUAUUGGGUAGCGACAGUUCGUACAGCAGCGUCGACGACUACUUCAGUAACGACGAGGACGAGGCUCUCGCGAAGCUUCUUGCUGCAUCCAACCGCGGGAAAAAGGACCUGACUGCGAAGCUUCGAGCCAAGAAGGAGGCGAUUGCUGGAAUCGACGCUGCCAGUCUUGAGGCAAAUAAAAAGGCUCGAACAACUGCCAACUACAAGUUGACUAAGAGAGAUCAAGAGAUGAUGCGUCAGAUCUCGGAGUUGGAAGCCAUUGUACUUCAGCACCAGAAGGAGCUGCCGGAUUUACUGGACAUGUACAGCGAGGCUAUCAAGAGAUCACAAAAGGCACAGAGAGAGCUGCAGAAGGCCAAGGUGCGCGUGGCUCGAUACGAAAAGGCACACGCUGCGGUGUCACGAGCCAUUCGGACUGGAAAAUCGUUCAUGGAGCAGAAGGAGUACAUGGCUGCCAUUCUGGAGCUGUCACGUGCUACAGGGAUCGAGCGCUCGAACGCGACGCUGUGGUAUUUGCUGGCGGAGUGCCGAUUGAUGGUCAGUCAACCUGCAGCUGCAGAGGAGGCAUGCAUGACGAGUUUGAAGCUGCAACCGUCUGGAGCAGGUGUGGCCAUGCUGGGACGCAUUAUGCACGAGCGUGGGCGACACGACGAGGCCAUUGAGUGUUAUUUAUCAGCUUUGGGGCGAAACGAUGAGAGCGAGGACGAAGAAGAUAGUGAGUAGUAGUGAAGUAGUGUGUGCGUGUGCAACCCCCGCCACGCCGUAAACGCCCAGAGGAACAGAGCUGUUAAGGAUUAAAUGUUGGUGAUAAUUGACGUACUUGUUAAGUCAACGUUCAUUUGAACGGC